Messenger RNA from Drosophila hydei, 3511 nucleotides. RefSeq lists its product as uncharacterized. Gene Ontology annotation, biological process: tRNA methylation. The transcript has 3 exons. NCBI's taxonomy places the organism in Eukaryota, Metazoa, Arthropoda, Insecta, Diptera, Drosophilidae. The record is from RefSeq and is a predicted model, not a curated record. The coding region runs from base 101 to 3073 and encodes 990 amino acids. Gene Ontology annotation, cellular component: cytoplasm. Gene Ontology annotation, molecular function: protein binding.
UAUCUUCCACCGCUAAAUUUUACUGUACAUGGUGAAACAACGAGUUAACCAUUUUUGUUUCGAGAUUUAACACAUUUAAUUGUGAAAAGAAAUUUGAAAUAUGAGUGCAAAACAGAUCUUAUUUACGGAUGCAUUAUCAGUGAAUAUCUCAAAUAACUCCUUACUGACUGCUGUUGGCAAUGAAGUGUUUUACCUUAGAAGAAAUUCGAUUGUACGGGUGACAAAUAAAAUGCAUUAUAAAAAAAUACAUGGCUCGGUAUGUAACCAAAAAUCUGAGCUUACAGGAUUGAUACUACUUUUUGCCGAAAAUGAGUUCUCUCUUUAUAAAUAUGAUCUUACUCAGAAAGAAAUGUUUAUAUUAAUUUACGAAGGUGAGACAAAGGACUGGAUAAAUGCAGCCAUAUAUAUAAAGGACGAAGAAGGCUGUCAAUUUGUGUUACAUAUGGCUCACAGCUCGCUUUUGCGUUUACAAUACGAUAACAUGAAUAAUAUGAAAUUUGGAAAAUGUACUGUAUUAGAACUAGCACGUUGUACAGAUUAUUCUAUGUUAUAUAACACGGCCUUAUAUGGUAGUAGCUAUAAUAAGCUUAUUAUUAUAAGCGGAAAUUCAUUUGGAGAAAUUCUUAUUUGGCAGCCCCAUACUCCAGUUAAUUUUAAUAAUAGUGCUCGUUCAAACAUAUACCCACUUCUCUUGCGUCUUAAGGCGCAUAAUGGUGUUGUAUUUUCUAUUGACUUCAAUUUAACAGCUCAAUUGCUGGUAACCACAUCCGAUGACCGCUCCUUAAAACUUUGGAAAUUAAAUUCUAAUCUAGAGAUGAAAUUUGAUUCAUCGCUGAUUAAACCUCUUUGCAGUUGCUAUGGACAUACUGCACGAGUUCUUUGUGCUAUAAUUGCGAAAUAUGGGGAUCGAAUUUUUAUUAUUAGUGGCGGAGAGGAUUCUUAUAUAUGUGUUUGGAGUCAAACAGGUGAAAUGAUAUUUAAACGACGUGAACAAUUUGGAGCAUCGAUAUGGCGUCUUGCUUUUGACCAUGUUUCAGCGAAACUCUAUAGCACUGGCUCAACUGGAAAUAUUCUUACCUAUAAUCUAAAAAACAUUUUAGUUUCAAAAAAAAACUAUUCAAUUCAACAAAUGCAUAUGGGUUCAUCUAAUGAAUUUUUGAUAAAAGUUAAAUACCUUAAUUACAGUACAAUCAUUGCUCUAAGCAAUAAAAAUAACAUGUACUACAUGCGUCUUGUGAAUUCACAAAAAACGCCAAUUUGGGAAUCAGUUUCCAUUUUUCCCGCAUAUAAGUGCACAGUUCUAACUGUAUCUGAUAAUAUAGUCGCUACUUGUGGCUAUCAGCGUGUUACACUUCUAAGCUAUCACGUCGAUACAGGAUGUUUUAAACAACUUUAUGAUGGAAUAAAGCUUGAAGGUCUUAUUCAAUCAUUUCACUUUCUGACAAAACAGUUAUAUUUAAUAUCUGAUGAAUAUGGAAACUGUCUUCUACUAAAGGGAUGUAAUAUGGAUGUUGAAGGUAGUAUAAAUAUCAGCAAUUGUCGUAAUACUUGGAUUACAGCUGCUGUACUUGUGAAGUCAAAUUGUUUUAUAAUAAGCUGUCGCAAUGGAAAUAUUAUGCUCGUCACACGAGAAAAGUCUUCGCAUUUACAACUAAAGAAGAUACUUAAAGGUUUGCAUGGCAAAAUUGGAUCGAUUGUCCUAAAAUUGUUAAAGAUUGAUGAUAAAUAUGCAUACAUAUUAAGUGCGGCGCAUGAAUCAACUUUAAGAGUUAUAUGUUUAAAUUUAACUGAUUAUCGAUUAACUGUUUUACAACGUCAGAGUGUACCUCUAGCUUGGAUAGAAGCAAUGCCGACAUUAGAUGUAUUGAUUGGAUUCAAUGAUAAUCAUCUUGUGGCAUGGUCUCAUAAAAAUGGCGUAAUUUUACAAUUGCAAUGCGGUGGGGGCCAUCGUUGUUGGGAUUACCAAUUAAAUAAUGAAGUACUUGAUAUAAUAUAUAUUAAGCAAAAGCGUGUAUUUCAUCAUCGUGAACAACUUUACAAUGAAGCGCCUGGAUGCUUAAGUAGGGCUUUUCGAAAUAAAUGGCAUAUAAGAAGCUGUAAUAUUAUACAAAUAGUUGAGCAAAAUAAUAAUUCGCAACCAUAUCUUGUAUCAGCUGGUGAUGACAAUAUUAUAAAAAUUAGUCAACUGAAUGGUAAAUCAUUUAACCCAUGUGCCGAGUUGCAUACGCACAUUUCAACCGUACGUCAUCUCGUAUUGCAUCCAAUUAAAUCUGAAACUGAUGUUAUAUAUUGGCUAAUAUUCUCAGUUGGAGGGCGGGCGCAGUUAUGCAUCAAUAAGUUUGAGCCAAAUGGUCCAGUCGCAAGUGAAUUGUGUUCACAUACAGUCAGAAUAAAUAGUGACGGCAACAAUGCCUUACUCGAUGCUCGAUUGAUGGCAGUUAACGUUCUACAAAGCGCUACAGAUGGAACAUUUUUUCUUUAUGUUGCCAGUGCCGAUGGAAAAAUUCGUUUGCUUCAAUGGCAACUAGAAAAACCUUCUCAACUUGUCUUAGAUUACAUUAUUGAUAUUAAACGAUGUCCGCUGCAGAUGCAGGCUUUAAAUAAUCAUAAUUUGUUGCUUAUCACAACCACAAACGGAAUACUUUAUGGUUUUGAAAACAGUCUACGUUUUAAGCGAUUUGAAAUACAGUUGCAUGCUACUAGUAUCAGCGCUUUUGAAACACUUUAUGAUGGUUUACAUUUACAUAUUUUAUCCGGUGGAGAUGACGAAACGAUAAAGCACACCAUAAUUAAAACAACUGAUAUGACUAUAUUACAAAGCGUGAAGUUUUCGGAGAUACAUAAUGCUCAAAUAACCGCAUUGAAUCUUCACUUAUCACAAGGCGCUUGUCAAACCAUAUAUGCAUAUACAUGUAGCAUGGAUAAGCAAAUAUAUAAGUUAAACCUAAAGACUUUGCAAUACAACCGUAUUGGUUUUACAUGUUUAUCCGAUGUCAAGGGAAUACUUAAUAUAAAUCAGUGCUUAUUUAUUUAUGGCUGUGGACUACAAGUAAUCGCUCUGGACAAUAAAUAAAAUAUUUUAUAACAUUAAACAUAGUAAUAUAAAGUACAUGUGUGCUUAACUUGACUGUUUAGCCAAUGUUUUCACUUGUGCUUUUAUGAACAUUUUUUUACAUCGAAAUUAUAAUUAAAAUAAGGAUAUAAAAAUGCAUGCAAGAUGCCUUUUCUGACCGCCGACACUAUUACAACUAUGUACAUACUUUUGGGUCGCGGUAAUUUGUCCCCUGCUAAAUUGAUUUCAAUAUGUUUUGCAAAUUUUAAAAUAAAUGAUGUUGAGAACUAAACUAUCGAUAACUAUUGCCAUUUAUUGUUAUCGAAGAAAAAAUUUAUCGAGUGUCAGCUAUUAAAUUAUAACUCCUACGUCUUUGAAGUCAGACUCGCAAAAUAGCUGUCGUUUUAUAUACACAUGCCAGAAAAACUAUGCGUACAGGCCUAAUGAGCGACUUUGAUA